AUGCGCAGCCGGUCGGCGUCGGGCAGCGAGUCUGGCUCCGGCGGCGGUGGCGGUGGCGGCGGCGGCGGUGGCGGCGGCGGCGGCGGCGGCGGUGGCGGCGGCGGCGGGGGCCGCAGCAGCAGCAGCGCCGUCAGCCGCUCGGCAUCCAGCAGGUCCAGGUCGCGGUCGCGGAGUCGCAGCCGCAGCCACAGCCGCUCCAGCUCCAGCUCCAGCCCCUCGGCCUCAUCUAGCUGCACCUCCGCCUCCUCCUCGCCGCGCACCGACAAGUCCUGCUCGCCACACAGCAACGCGCACCACGCGCGUGGCGGCAGCCAGGGGGCGGGGCGCGCGGGCGGCGUCGCGCUGCAGUCGGCGGUGAGUGCGGCUUCGACGCACGCCAACAACGCCAGCCCCGCGCACGCCCACGCGCACGCCCACGCCCACGCGCACGACGACCGCCGGCCCGUCGCCAUCUGCGUGCGCAACCUGCCCGUCCGCUCCAGCGAUACAAGCCUGAAGGAUGGUUUGUUUCACGAGUACAAGAAACAUGGAAAGGUCGUUUCUGUAAAAGUUGUGGGGCAAGGUGGUGAGCGGUACGCCAUCGUGUGCUUUAAGAAAGCUGAUGAUGCGGAAAAAGCUUUGGAGGAGUCACAAGAUAAACUCUUCUUUGGCUGCAAGAUAUCAGUGGCACCCUACCAGGGUUAUGAUGUGGAUGAUAAUGAGUUUAGGCCAUAUGAAGCAGAACAAGAUGAAUACCAUCCAAAAGCAACACGUACAUUGUUCAUCGGUAACCUAGAAAAAGAUAUUACUGGGACGGAAUUACGGAAACAUUUUGAGCAAUUUGGCGACAUAAUUGAAAUUGACAUUAAGAAGCAGGGAGCCAUGUCAUCAUAUGCGUUCUGCCAGUUCAGUGAUAUUGCCAGUGUUGUGAAAGCCAUGCGGGCAAUGGAUGGAGAACAUUUAGGUGCCAACCGAAUCAAACUAGGUUUUGGGAAGUCAAUGCCUACCAAUUGUGUUUGGGUGGAUGGCAUCCAUGAAACUGUAUCUGAGAAGUACCUGAACAUCCAGUUCACCCAGUUUGGUGCCACCUCGCAAGUGGUGGUGGCCCGUGAUAGAGGCCAAGCGCUUGUGUAUUUUGAGCAGUUGGCCUGUGCACAGGAGGCUGUGCAUGAGAUGCGUGGUUUCGUACUCAGGGGUCGUAAGCUGCAGGUGGACUUUGCAUCGAGGGAGUGUCAGGAAGCAUUCUAUGAGCACCUCGAAAAGCAAGGCCAUGUAGCAGCUGUCGGAGAACGUCCCUGGGAGCGCUACGAUUCCAACAGCCGGGAGGUGUCCGCCAGCCGCUUUGACACCACCACCGUGGUGCCCGGCUCCCGCUUCUCCUCCCGCUACGAGACGCCGUCCCGCGCCCGCAACUCGUAUGGCGGCGGGGGCGGCAGCAGCGGCCGCAGUGGGAGCGGCUCCUCGGAGCCCCGGACGCCCACCGGCUGCUCGACGCCCGGCGGCGCGGGGGCGCACAGCCCAGCCGCGAGCGCGGGCGCUGGCGCGACGGCGGCAGGGAGCGCGGCGGCGGCGAGCGCGGUGGCGGGGGGCGUCGGCCCCGGCGGCACCGGGACGGUCGCCCGCGGCGGGGGCGGGGGCGGGCUCAACACGCAGCCGCGCCAUCCGCUCCGCGCGCUGCCGGCCGCCCGCGCUGCCGCAGCGCCGCCCCCGGGCAGCGCUACGACUACUACGACUCAGAAGUACCCCGGCGCAGAUAAC
Messenger RNA from Gryllus bimaculatus (two-spotted cricket), 1737 nucleotides. The record is from the annotation of a GenBank genome assembly. Lineage: Eukaryota; Metazoa; Arthropoda; Insecta; Orthoptera; Gryllidae.